AGCGCGAGCUGCUGCAUCAACUGUCUCGAGAGUUGUGAAGUGAGACAUCUACCAGGAGUCAGCAGAACAUGUGUUGAAGUAGUCAGCAGCUAGUAUGCGAAGUUUAAAUAAGUUCUAACUGGAUUUGACAACAUUGGUCGAUAGUGAGCGGGAAUCCUGAUUCACCUGAAAAACCCGGGAGCAUAAAAGAUUUACAGGACUUUUUACAAGGAGAUUGCCUACAUUAAUCGCCUGCAAGAGGAUAACUACGCCACAGAUACAGAUCAGGUCCAAUCAGGGCUAGCGCACACAGGGACACACAUGGCCUUGUAAGCUGUGACUGUAAACCGUACUAUCAAGGAAAUUCCUCGGCCCUCCAGGGUCCCCUCCGUGGGUUCUCUAUCUGGCGGUUUGUACAGCUGCACAAGCUUCUGUUUCUACAACACGCACACUAAACGCACACAGAGCACACUCUGUAUGGACAUGUUGUCUUAGUCUCUCAAGAGUUCACUGGAAGCUGAAGUAAUCAUUUGCCCCCAGUACGUGUCUAUGACCAUGAUGGCACAUUGACCUUGAAAAGGAAGCUUGGGACUGUUGUGUAGCAUGACCUGAAGCAGAUCGCUCUCUAAUCAUCUAAAGCUGCAGCAAAACAAAGCACAAACGCUCCAGGGAGACGCCAUGGCUACUGAAGAAAAUCCGACACAGGUCGGGGCUGUAGUCCUGGCUCCGCGUGCUUCACCUCCAUCCACUGGGAGUAGACCCAGCAGAGGAGCCAGACACGCAAAUGACAGCCAAGAAGUAUGGCGAUACUCUGAACAAUUGUGGCAGUCGAAACAGCGGAGCAGCCCUUCACUCCUCUUAUAUAGGAAGUUGUCGUGUGACAGUGGAAAAGGGACAAUUUUGGACGAGGAAUACGAGUGUUUGGAUUACAGCUCAAAACUCUCGAGUACCGAAGAAAAACUUUAUCCAGAGCUGUCGGCUGGCAGGAGAAUUGAAGGAAUAACUAACACUGUUCCUCCAAUACCUGGGAAAUGUUCAGAGGGAUCUCCGUGCCAGCUGGACACCCCUGGAGAGGGUGUGGAUGCAGGCAGAUACAGAACUGGCAGCACCCACUGCUCCUGCACCCUGUCAAGCCUUUACAUGGGUCCAAAAAUCUAUUGUUGCCACAGCCCCAGAUCCAGUCCAAGCCCCAGCUCUAGCCCUGUUCACAGUCCUCGCCUCUGCCCCAGCCCCUCUCAGCACAACCAUCGACACAUCCGUCGCAGCAGCCUGCCUGUGUCUAUGCUGGCUUUCCACAAGACAUUACCCUGCCUCUCAACUCAGUGCAGUCCAUCCAGUGAACCGAGCUCUUUGGUGUCAUCUCCCUGUAGUUCCCCCCCUGCCAACCACCGCCAGCGUCGCCAGAAUGGACACAUUCACCGGCAUCAUCUCAAAGAUGGCUACUCGAGUUUAGAGAGGCUCAACAGAAGGCCCAGGGUUAACAAAUGCUCCCUGGAGGAAUUAUUUCUAAGACGAGCAUCUCUAGAAACCACAAGGAGAACCACAAGGACAGCCCUAAGGAAGGAUGAGAGGUCCUCCUCAGGAGUGACCGGGAACUGUGACGGCGGUGGUAGCGGUGGCAGCAGCAGCAGUGAGGAGGGGGAUGGAGAGGGUCUCUUGGAUAACACAGAGUUUAUUAGAAACCGUAAAGAGCGUUCUACUGUCCUGGUGAGGCGCUUCUUCAAGAAUAAUCAGAAGAUGACCAAGUCAGUGUGUACUGGAACCAGAGCGAUUGUCAAGACGCUGCCAUCAGGACGUAUCUCAGAGGAGGUCUGGGACGUGGUGGUUAAUCGCAGGCUAUGGCCACCCAGCAAGAAGAAUAUGUGGCCAAUCGUAAUGCGUGUUAUGGGAGAAGAAUUCAGAGUCUGCAAGGAGAUGCUACAUUUUGUUGGAGUUAAGCUACAGCAGGUUAACAACUAUGUGCAGGACAGAGAGGAACUCAACCUGAUUUAUUUCGCCAAAAAGCUCCUGCCGUCUUGCCCUGGAUGUGUGUGUCUCAGAGAGUCUCGCUGGCCAUCGCACACCGACGGCACCAGCCCAGCCAGACCGGACCUGAUCCCCUUCCAUUGUCCUCCUUUUCAUCCAUUUAGGUUUUUUGCUUGUGGCCAGAGGACGUCGGUGUGUUCCCUGCUGACCGGAGCCCUACUAGAGGCCACGGCAGCUCUCGGUGCCCGCUCCGCUCUGCCCUACCCUUUGCCCCAGGGCCCCAACAGCCACGCCGUGCUGAAAGAGCGUCAGCUGGCCAACAGUAUGACCAGCAGCGGCUCUCUUCCUCCCAGUGUCAGUGGGAUCAGUAAGGAGCUGGUGGAGGUGCGCCACCUUGUUCAGUUCCCCGAGGAGAUUGCCUGCAUCCUAACCGAGCAAGAGCAGCAGCUUUACCAACGGGUCUUUCCCCUGGACUACCUCUGUUUCCUCACUCGAGACCUGGGCAGUCCCGAGUGUCAAACCAAACGGCACCCAAACCUCAAGGCUUCACUUUCAGUGCCUGCCAUGCCUACCCAGAGUGCUCAGCGAAGUAACGCUGUGGAGGACCUGGUGGCGCGCUUCAAUGAGGUGAGUUCGUGGGUGACGUGGCUUAUCCUGACAGCAGGGUCCAUGGAGGAGAAGAGAGAAGUUUUCUCCUAUCUUGUCCAUGUCGCUAAAUGCUGUUGGAACAUGGGAAACUACAACGGUGUCAUGGAGUUCCUGGCUGGACUCAGGUGUUAUGGCACACACAGACAGUCCCGCAAGGUGCUAAAGAUGUGGCAGUUUAUGGACCAGUCAGACAUCGAGACCAUGAGAAGCCUAAAGGACGCCAUGGCUCAGCACGAAUCUUCUUCUGAGUACAAGAAGGUUGUGACAAGAGCUCUCAAUAUCCCAGGAUGCAAGGUGGUGCCAUUCUGUGGGGUUUUUCUGAAGGAGCUGAGUGACGCCUUGGAUGGAACAGCAAGCAUCAUCAGCCUCAAACCACCUCUAGAUAAUACAGAGGACUCAAUAGAGUUUGUGUCUGACUACAGCGGCCAGCACAACUUCAUGUCACGGUCUGGUCCAGAUGGACUACAUGUCCCAGAGAAAGAAGCCACUGUCAGCAACAUCCUCCAGAUUAUCAGAUCUUGUAAUCGUAGUUUGGAGGCAGAGGAUCCUGAUGAGGCGUCCACUAGUCCCUCUUCUACUGGUCCAUCCCCUGUGUCCAGAAACAACUCUUUCAGGGACCGCUGCCGCAAUCAUUCCCAUUCGUUUAGGACACCGCCAGAAUCAAACCAUGUCUUAUUUACGGUGGGGGACUUGUCGGAUUUAGAGGGCGACUUGUUGUCUGAGCCGGUGGUGAAAGAGGUUGAGUUUCAGGGGACGGAGGAGACGCACAGAGCUUUCAGCCAUGGCACUGAGCUCAUUCCCUGGUAUGUGUUGUCGUUACAACCAGACGUUCACCAGUUUCUGCUGCAAGGGGCUACAGUCAUCCACUACGACCAGGACAGCCACCUCACAGCUCGCUGUCUGCUGCGACUACAACCUGACAACACAACACUCACCUGGGGUAAGCCUCAGAGCGGAGGGGCUGCCCUUACAGAGCAGCCACUGGGAUUAGGACAGACUGUAUUGGCAGGACUAGCAGAGGGCCUGUUGGACCUCGGAGUGGUGAAGGCAGUGUUCCUGGGUCAUCAGGGAGUGGACGUUCAUGCUGUAUGUUUGCAGAACAAGCUGAGCCAGAUGACAGUGGAGGAAAAUGGUCUCAGCCUCCUAUAUGGUCUCAGUACCACCGACAACAGACUCCUGCACUUUGUGGCCCCCAACCACACGGCACAGAUGCUUCAUAAAGGCCUGUCAGAGUUGGUGAAUGCAACCAGAAAAUUAAAGAAGUUUCCUGACCAAAGGUUGCAGUGGCUGAGAAAGCAGUAUGUCAGUUUGUAUCAGGAGGAUGGCAGGUAUGAAGGCCCUACACUUGCUCAUGCCAUUGAGCUGUUUGGUGGGCGGAGGUGGAACAUGGGUACAGGUGGAGUGGAGAAAUCUGCUGCCCAGAAAAACAGCCCUCUGAGCAUCAAUGAUAAGAACAAGAAGAAGAAGAAGGUCCUCGUCAGGGGAGACAGUGGGGAUGCCACAGAUGACGAGAUGGUUUCCAGGAAAACAAGGAGCUGUAAGGAGGGACUGUAUCGAAACGGCCCGGAGUCUGACAGCAUCGACCAAGAAGAUCCAGAGGACAGCUUCCCUGGACCAUUUUCCCUCUCAUCCAGUAAAAGUCCUGGAUUGCUAGCAUCUUCCUCCUCCUCCUCCUCCUCCUCCAGCAUGGCGGGGUCCAACCAUUCCCGCCCGCAAUCCUCUCCGAUCCUCUCAGGAACUGCCAAGUCACAGCCAGGGGCAUGGAGCAGCAGGUCGUGGCACGGUCGAGGUAAAGGCUGUUUCAAAGGCUUCCAGAAUCUCAUGAUUUCUGACAGCUCGAUGAGCUUCAUCGAGUUCGUCGAGCUCUUCAAGUCAUUCAGUAUCCGAAGCAGGAAGGACCUGAAGGAGUUGUUUGACACAUUUGCUGUCCCCUGCAGUCGUUCAAGUCCAGAGUCUGCUCCUCUCUUCACCAACCUCAGCAUAGACGAUAAAGACACUGGGCUACAGCCAGACCUCGACUUAUUAACCCGCAAUGGUUCUGAUCUUGGCCUGUUCAUCCGGACGAGGCAGCAGAUGUCUGACAACCAGAGGCAGAUCUCAGAUGCCAUUGCAGCAGCCAGCAUCGUGACAAACGGGACAGGAGUGGAAAACUCAUCACUAGGCGUCUUGGGAUUGGCUAUUCCUCAGCUCAACGACUUCCUAGUGAACUGUCAGAGAGAGCACCUGAGUUACGAUGAUAUUCUCAGCAUUAUACAGAAAUUUGAGCCCUCAUCAAGCAUGAGACAGAUGGGUUGGAUGUCAUUUGAAGGCUUUGCAAGGUUUCUGAUGGAUAAGGAGAACUUUGCUUCUCGUAAUGAGGAAUCCCAGAUGAACCCGGAGGAGCUGCAGUACCCUCUGUCCUACUACUACAUUGAGUCUUCUCACAAUACCUAUCUGACUGGACACCAGCUCAAAGGAGAGUCCUCUGUUGAGCUCUACAGUCAAGUGCUGCUGCAAGGCUGUAGGAGCGUUGAGUUGGACUGCUGGGAUGGAGAUGAUGGCAUGCCAGUUAUUUAUCAUGGACACACGCUUACCACUAAAAUACCCUUCAAGGAUGUGGUGGAAGCAGUAAACCGGUCUGCAUUUGUCAAUUCGGACAUGCCCGUCAUCCUGUCCAUAGAGAACCACUGCUCCCUUCCACAGCAGCGCAAGAUGGCUGAAAUCUUCAAGACAGUGUUUGGGGAACGGCUCGUGACUCGCUUCCUCUUUGAAAGUGACUUUAGCGAUGACCCUCACCUGCCAUCGCCACUGCAGCUGCGGGGGAAGAUCCUCCUCAAGAACAAGAAGCUCAAAGCACACCAGGCACCGGUGGACAUACUCAAACAGAAGGCUCACCAGCUGGCCCACAUGCAGGCCCAGGCUAGCAAUGGGUCACCAGGGGUUACUUCGCCGGGAAACCACACCAAUGAGGAAGAGGAAGAGGAAGAAGACGAGUACGACUACGACUAUGAGUCUCUAUCAGAUGCUGAUGUCCUCACAGCCUCUACUGCCUCAUAUGGCCUGGAAGAUAACAUCUUGGAUGACAAGCCAGAGGGGAAGAGCUCAGCAGACAAAGAAGACCAACCCGUUGAUGAAAUACCGAAGAGGAUGAAGAAGUCUGAUAGCACCACACAGAGCAAAGGAAAGGUGUUUGACAUGGAGCUGGGCGAGGAGUUCUACCUUCCUCAGAACAAGAAGGAGAGUCGACAGAUUGCCCAGGAGCUGUCUGACCUCAUCAUCUACUGCCAGGCUGUGAAAUUUCCUGGCCUGUCCACGCUGUCUCCAGCCGGCUCUGGCAGAGGGAAGGACCGGGGAAAAUCAAGGAAGUCCAUAUUUGGCACAGCUCCCGCUCGCUGCAGCACAACAGGAGAGGUCGUGACCCAGAGCCGCACCCCUUUGAAAGGUGGUGCAGAGCGGCAUAGCUGGGAGGAGCAGCAGACGUCUCCCAUCCUCAACCCCCCCACCUCUCUCAGCGCCAUCAUCCGCACACCCAAGUGCUACCACAUCUCCUCCGUCAACGAGAACGCUGCCAAGCGCCUGUGCCGGCGUUACUCUCAGAAGCUGAUCCAGCACACCGUGUGCCAGCUGCUCAGGACAUACCCAGCAGCCACCAGGAUCGACUCGACAAACCCCAACCCUCUGCUUUUCUGGCUGCACGGUAUCCAGCUGGUGGCACUCAACUAUCAGACUGAUGACUUGCCCAUGCAGUUAAACACAGCUUUGUUUGAGGCCAAUGGCGGCUGUGGCUACGUCCUGAAGCCGGCGGUACUGUGGGACCGUACCUGUCCGCUCUAUAAGCAGUUCUGUCCGAUGGAGAGGGAUGUGGAGAAAAUGAGCCCCGCUGUCUAUUCCCUCACUAUUGUCUCCGGUCAGAACGUUUGUCCCGGUAACACCGCUGGCAGCCCCUGCAUUGAGGUGGAUGUUCUGGGCAUGUCCAUCGACAGCUGCCACUUCCGCACCAAACCCAUCCACCGCAACACCCUCAACCCCAUGUGGAGUGAGCACUUCCAGUUCACCGUGCACUUUGAAGAGAUGUGCUUCCUGCGCUUCGCCGUAGUGGAGAAUAACAGUUCCCAGACUACCGCUCAGAGGACACUGCCUCUGAAGGCCUUAAAGCCAGGUUACAGACAUGUCCAGUUGAGGACACAACAUAAUGAAUCUCUCGAAGUGUCAAGCCUGUUUAUCUUCAGCCGCAGAAUAGAGGACGGUCCCACAGGGGGCGCCACUCCCUCAUCGCUGCUGUUCAGUUCAGAGGAGAAACGUGCCUCACGGCAGCACAGGGUGACGGUGUACGCAGCGCCUGGUCCUGAGCUCUUCACUGUGUUCUGUGUUACAGAGCAGACGACCGCCAAACAGCUGCUGGACACGGUUGUAGCAUCUACAGGAAACCCGGCACAGUACUUCCUGUGCGAGGAAAAGGUUCCUCUGUUGAAGGAGCGCAGCGAGGUGAAGCGCUGUGCUCAGCAUCGUCCUCUUGCGCCCGAGGAGGAGGUGGUCAGACUGGUCUCCAGCUGGAACUCUGAGGAGGGAUACGUGGGGAGGAUCUGCCUCCAAACACGAGAGGAGAACUUAAAUGAGAAGAACUCGUUGCUGGAGGGAGAGGAGGAGGUGACUGUGGGAGGUAGAGAAGGAGCAGGAGGAGGAGGAGGAGGGGGAGGAGGAGGAGGAGCAGAGGACGAUAUGUUCUUCGUCCAGGUCCAUGAAGUUUCACCAGAACAGCCUCACACUGUGAUCAAGGCCCCGCGCUACAGCACUGCUCAGGACAUCAUACAGCAGACAUUGUCAAAGGCCAAGUAUUCCUGCAGUAUCCUAUCUAAUCCCAAUCCAUGUGACUACGUCCUAAUGGAGGAAGUGACCAAAGACGCCGGCUCGAAGAAGUCCUCCACCGCUAAGCCCCUGCAGCGGCUACUGCUGGAUCACGAGUGUGUCUACCAAGCUCAGAGCCGCUGGCGCGGCGCGGGAAAGUUCAUUCUUAAACUCAAAGAGCAGGUGGUGCGGGAAGACAAAAAGAAAGUCAUUUCCUUUGCCAGCGAGCUUAAGAAGCUGACCAGCCGCAGCCGCAGCAUGACGACUGGCGGUGGAGUGGACGGUCCUGCCCAAAGGUAUCUGUCUGCAGGGCUGAAGGCGUGGGUGGCAGAGGGCAGAGUGGGGGCAGGAAGGUUCCUUCAGGCCUCCUCCUCCUCCUUUAGGGGGCAACUCGAACCUGUCCACCUGCCCACUUCCUCUCUGACCCCUCCAGCCUGGACGCUUCACCUCCUCAGGAACUGGAAGAUCCACAAAUGAAGUCAAGAGGGAGAGACUUGGGUUAACAACUUCUAAACUUGGAGGAUUCUCCUUUCCAAAAAAAAGGCGAGGUGUUUCAGCGAGGGUCGGAUCUGCUCCUCUAAAUCCUGUCUGAUCCUGCCUUGUGUUAGUUGAGCCAGUGGAGGAGAAGAUUCAAUGGGUUCGGUGACAGAUCAGCCCCUUUGCUUGGUCAGAAAUCCCACCCAGCAUCACUUGGAGCAGUGAUGGUCCUGUGGGGGCCGGUAGCUCUGGCUCUUCUUGGUUUAUUGGUUGUGGUGUGGCUCCACGGAGAGUCCGGAGUACCAGAGGCAGCUGCUGUUAUUGAAGUCAUCAGGUAUGUGAUCAGGGACAUACAGUAUUCCUUCUUCGACCAAUAAAAAGGAGCACUUUCCUGAGUCCCAUUUAAAGGAUGAAGAGGUAUGGGUGUCAGUUUUUUAUUUUUUUAUUUAAAUCUCCCAAAAAUGACACAAAAGAUAAGGAGAAAUUACGUGCAAAUGGCCUCUGGAUCGAAUGAGUUUAGCGAACCACAUUUAAAAGAGUUAUUUAAGCGUCCUAGCACGGGAUAGUUUGCUAUUGGAUAACUGUAUCAUGUAUUUGGUUCGAAGUGAAGUAUUCCCACUUUCUGGUAUCACACAAAGGAAGCACAGAGCAGACCGAGGGAGAUCUGCUUGUAAAAAUAGAAGGAGAGUAUGAGUGCUGUUGAGGUUACACAGUAUUCUUCUCUUUCUCAGGUAUGGGCUCUUUCUUUUCUGAGGGCAUUGUGAACGAGGCUGACAAGCUGGCUUGUUUGGUUCUUUUCUUACUGUUUCAGUUUCACAGUACUGUAAGGGAACAUUUUGGGCAUCACUCACAGGAAGACAAAUAUUCAGAUAUUCUGUAACAAAAGCAAUGCUUUAGGUGAUUUUUUUUGGACACUACUGUCGCUGCCCUAAAGGUAACGAUGCAUGAACAGUGUUUUAAGGCAGUGUAGCUGUGCAAGAUUAACUUGUUGAGGGGCAAAUGUGAAACAACUUCUUAUCGCUGUGGUGAUAAAGGUAUUACCCUUUUAUGUUGCCUUAAAGUGUUGCAGCACUGCCUUUAACUUUUGGUAAUUUUGUAGCUGUAUCUCUGAAGGACGAUCUGUGGCUCGUUUCACAGAGUAUUUUAAUUAUGUCAUCAUUGUCCACUAAUAAGUAUGUUGACAGGCAUCUUGUCAUGCCAACCAAAUAAAUAAAUGUAUACAUUAUUUCAAAUAAAAAUGAUAUAUUUGUUAUAAUUUUCAUUGAGGAAUGCUACUUGUAAUUGGGGCAGGGUUUGAAAUCUAAACACACAUGGCCGUACAAGAAAUUUACCAAAAUAAAAUAAUGUCUAACAUUGUUUAAAUUAUGAUUUAAAUUCAGAAUGAUCUAAUAGAAUAGGUAAUUAUUUGACCAGACAUUCGAUUCUAGGUUUCGGUCCUGAAAGUAUUGAGACUCUUUACACAGUCCUAAUGCUAAUAGUGCUAAAUUGACAAACACGUUACACACAAUGUGACAAGGACUUAAGGAGGAAUAAAAUGAUAAAACUAAUAAUAUUUCCUCCUUUCAUUGAAUAGAAAAAUGAUGAUGUUGGCACUAAGAUGCUUUGGAGAAACAGCCAAGUCUUCUUCAGACCAGCAUUUUGCACAUUUUGCUUUUCCUUUUGCUGUCAUCUUCAUCUUCGUUUUUGUGUUACUGUCUGACUUGAUUGUUAUGAGAUGGUCGAAAUUUUUUAUUAUGAUCAUCAUAUUUAUUACUUUUAACAGCAGCCCAGUAGUGAAUUCAGUUUUAAGGAAAACACAAGAUAAAUGUUUGGAUUGUUUUUACUCUUUGUCAAACUGUAAUCAGCAUAUAGUCCCAGUCCAAAAUGUGAAAUUCCCCAACCAAAAACAUUACCUAGCGACAGAAUUAACUGCAUUUAACUUUAGUUUUUUUUUACCUAGAUUUACUGGCCUUAUAUUUUGAAUGCAGUAUCUUUAUAGUUGACUAGUAUUGAUUGAUUGUCAAAAAUGACUGUGGGCUUUUCUUUAUUUCUGCUUACUGCUCAUUUAAUUUUCUUAGAGAAUUUACUAAAAUUUGAUUGAUUUGAGGCCACUGUUCCCCUUCUUUCUGUUUUGAUGUGUAACAUUUCAAGAUUCUUUUUUUUUCUCUUUAGAACAUAGUUGUUUUUUGGGCAUUUCACUUAUUAAUUCGUAGAUCUUGCCUAUAUUGUAGUAAAGCAGAUCCUCGAGGAACCAUUUUUAAAUCUAAACUAAAAUGGUUUAUGUCAGUUGGUCAUGAUUGGUGAAAUCAAGACAAGAAAGGACCUACAAGACAUUGUAGAAACAAAAUGACCACUUAAUUUCCUAUAUUAAAUCUAAAGAAAAUCUGUUUUAAGCUCAAAUCAAUUUGGGGUUAAGAAUAAAUUAUACUUUUAUAAAGAAGUCACUUUGCCCAUUUUCUUUAACCCACAUUCCAACAUAAAACUUGUCAUUUCAAAGAAACUUUCUAAAACCUUCAAACGGUGAACACUUCUUUGUUAACAUACAAGUAUAUACACCAAGUUAUUGUUAUUUGAAAUGUUUGCUUGAACUUAUAGGCCACAUACAGAUAAAGAACUUAUGUCCCUUUACUUUCAUUUGUCUUUAAGUAAGACUUUGCUCAGUGCCAAGUGAUAACGGUCAUGUAACCACAACUCUAAACUGGUGAUUUCUUACAACUACCAUGCUGGAUAAAAGUGAUAUCAGCUGAUAUACAUGUGAAAUCCACACCGACUUUAAACAGAAAGGGACAUUUUCUGUUCAAUUGUAAAUCUGUCAUCAGUGAGGCAGAUCUGUGUUCAUUGUUUUCCGUCUUUCUAACUUGUAAACCUCAUUUCUGAAUGUAACAUUUCUUAACAUGUUGAAACUGAGACACGUGUUUAUGUUAUUUAUUUUAAUGUGAAGCCCUGGUUGGCAAUAAUCUUUUUAUGUAUGAUUUCAUGUAAGUAGUUUUAAGAUGUUUUUAUUUAUUUCAAUAUGUGAGAGGAUAAACUCUCUACUGCCCUAACUUUACUCAAACUUAUUUAGAGACCUAAAUAAAUAUUUUACUUUGUGUAAAAUAUCCCGUAUAGUAUUCAUUUGUCUGGCAUGUUAUUCUGCAGUUACACAGCAGCAUCGUUUUUCUGACGUGGACAAAUGAUGACAAUUUGAAACUUCCAAUCUCUUUUUUUAAGAUUUUGGUGAAUUUGUUAUAUCCGCUGAAUAUGAUAUGUGUUUGCUGACUGUGGGCUGUGUUUCGUCUUUAGCACUCUUGUUUCCUUAAGAUGUGCAGUAUACCCUUUACAUCCACUAUCUGUGUUAUGAUGUGGCUGUCAAGUGAACAAUUGUCUUUUUACUUGAAUUUGGAUGAGAAUUGUUGGAUUUGUCAUAUAGAAGGAUCACAAUAAAAGUUUCAAAUACUCA
Perca flavescens (yellow perch) is the source of this 11311-nucleotide messenger RNA. It is a transcript of the gene plce1, whose product is annotated as phospholipase C, epsilon 1. Gene Ontology annotation, biological process: G protein-coupled receptor signaling pathway; phosphatidylinositol-mediated signaling; phosphatidylinositol metabolic process. Lineage: Eukaryota; Metazoa; Chordata; Actinopteri; Perciformes; Percidae. The record is from RefSeq and is a predicted model, not a curated record. The transcript has 47 exons. The coding region runs from base 658 to 7893 and encodes 2411 amino acids. Gene Ontology annotation, molecular function: phosphatidylinositol-4,5-bisphosphate phospholipase C activity; guanyl-nucleotide exchange factor activity.